Molecule: messenger RNA, 9289 nt
Organism: Diabrotica virgifera virgifera (western corn rootworm)
Lineage: Eukaryota; Metazoa; Arthropoda; Insecta; Coleoptera; Chrysomelidae
Exons: 3
Coding region: 83-9139 (3018 amino acids)
Source: RefSeq, a predicted model, not a curated record
GAAUUCCCACCUUUAAAUUAACACCUUUGGUAUAAACGACAAGGCUUGGGAGAAUUUAGUUUAUAUUUAUUUUAGAUGCACAAUGAUUAUUGUCUAUAUUUUGGGAAGUGUUUUGUUAACUACAUCCUAUACAAGUAGCUACGUCAUCAAUACUGAUCGCGACAGUUUGGGCUAUAUCAAUGGCAACGAAGAUGCUGAAACAAACCCCUACAGCUUAUAUUUACAAAAUAAUCUACCGUCACCUUACCCACCAGUAACAAAUCCUUACAGAUAUUAUGGACACAAUUAUGUACCGACAUCUUACCCGCCAGUAACAAAUGCUUACAGAUUUUAUGGACAAAACAAUGUACCUUAUUCACCAGUAAACUAUGCGGUACCUAGUUAUUUUCAAAAGUACCUGCUUUCUCCAGAUUUGAGCUUAAACCAAAUUCAGCCCGAGACAAGCUCACUUGUAGAUAAUAGUCACAUUCCAGAUAUUGCCUGGAGCAACUAUGACAGAUACCCAGAAAGUCAUGAGUAUUCAUACAUAGGAGGGGAUAACAAUGCAGACAGGGAGUGGAAAAGCGGUUUUAACGGGAAAGCGACAACAUUUUCGAUAAAAAAAGAACGAGGACCUGUGCAAAUCAAUGCAGACUUAUCAUUUGUCCCAUCAGAAAAUUCAAAUGAAAAUUACCAAAAGUAUGAAACACCAAACGAAGGUAUUUUGACAAACACGCCAACAAAACUAGAUAAACAGAUCAUUGACAAGGAUUUUAGCACUCCCUACACAACUCUUGGAAACGUAUUUUACAGUCAAAAGUAUACUGACAAAGAUUCGGGGAAAGAUUCUGGAAGUGACAAAUCAAAAUCUAGCUCAAAAUCCACGCCAGGUGCUCAACUAUCUAAAGGAGUUAAACCUUCAGACCACACAUCCCCUACUUUAGUUGAAGUAACUACAACGAUGAAUAACCAAAACAAAUCUCAAAAGCAUAACUUGAAAAAAGAAUCUCCAACAAAUAGGAAGGGGGGCUUAGGGGACUUACUUUUUGAAGGACUUAAAUAUGUCGGGGAUACACUUGGUGAGACUGCACAUCAGGGUAUCAAAAGUUUAUUUAAUAAGAUAAGUAACAGGAAUUUAGUGGGGUUGCUGGAAGACAAUGAACAAGAAUCAAGUACCAAUACUACUGACGCAGAUACCCAAUCAGAUAAUCCAGAAGGAUCUGAGGAUAAUAACCAAGAAGAUAUAGAUGAUGGUUCCAAAAAACUAAGUAAACUGAGAACUCUUACAGAUAUACUGAGGCUACUGGAAGACUUCCAAGAAGAAUCUAAUAUAGAUACCAUUCUAUCAGGUACAGGGUUAGAUAAUCAGUAUGAAUCUCAAGAAAGUAACCUUGAAGAAAAAUUGGGGACCAAUGCAAGGGGGAUUUGGGGUUCAAUAUUUACCGAUGUAGCCAGUUCGGUUAUAUAUGACGGUAUUAAAAAGUUAUUUGGAAUGAGAAGUCUUACAAAUUUACCGAGGCUACUGGAAGACUUCGAAGAAGAAUCAAAUAUAGCUACCAUUCUAUCAGGUACAGGGUUAGAUAGUUCUCAAGAAAGUAACCUUGAAGAAAAAGUCGGGACCAAUACAAGGGGUAUUUUGGGUUCAUUAUUUACCAAUAUAAUUUCAUCGGCCAUUUAUGACGGCAUUCAAUACGUAACUAAUAAGAUUUUUCAAAAGAGAAGCCUUACAAAUUUACGGAGAUUACUGAAAGACUUUGAAGAAGAAUUUAAUGUAGAUACCAUUCUAUCAGAUACGGAGUUAGACGAUCAAGAAAGUAGCCUUGAAGAAGAACCAACUGCAAUUGCAAGGUCUAUUUUAGGAAUUAUAGGAGGAGCGCUCUUCGGUAUAGCUAAGCUUGUAGCUAAGACAGUUGCGGGUAAAGCUAUAAUAAGUGGGAUCAAGAAAAUAUUUAAGAAAAGGGCUCUUGGAACUUUAACCAGGUUAUUAGAAGACAGUGAAGAAACACCCAUUACAAAUCCCUUUCAAGAAGAAACUGUAGAAUUCGGUACAGAGUCAUACAAUCGAGAAAGUACCCUUGAAGAAAAACCAACUGCAAUUGCAAGGUCUAUUUUAGGAAUUAUAGGAGGAGCGCUCUUCGGUAUAGCUAAGCUUGUAGCUAAGACAGUUGUGGGUAAAGCUAUAAUAAGUGGGAUCAAGAAAAUAUUUAAGAAAAGGGCUCUUGGAACUUUAACCAGGCUAUUAGAAGACAGUGAAGAAACGCCCAUUACAAAUCCCUUUCAAGAAGAAACUGUAGAAUUCGGUACAGAGUCAUACAAUCGAGAAAGUACCCUUGAAGAAAAACCAACUGCUAUUGCAAGGUCUAUUUUAGGAAUUAUAGGAGGAGCGCUCUUCGGUAUAGCUAAGCUUGUAGCUAAGACAGUUGUGGGUAAAGCUAUAAUAAGUGGGAUCAAGAAAAUAUUUAAGAAAAGGGCUCUUGGAAAUUUAACCAGGCUAUUAGAAGACAGUGAAGAAACACCCAUUAUAAAUCCCUUUCAAGAAGAAUCUGUAGAACUCGGUACAGAGUCAUACAAUCAAGAAAGUACCCUUGAAGAAAAACCAACCGCAAUUGCAAGGUCUAUUUUAGGAAUUAUAGGAGGAGCGCUCUUCGGUAUAGCUAAGUUGGCAGCUAAAACAGUUGCGGGUAAAGCUAUAAUAAGUUUGAUCACGAAUAGAUCUAAGACAGGAACCCUUGGAAUUUUACCGAGGCUAUUAGAAGACAGUGAAGAAAACCCCACUAUAAACACAAGAAUAAAGGAUAUAUUUCCCAUAGGAUGGAUUCUACCACCAUCUAGUUUUCUGACUGGAAGACCUAUGAAGUGGAUAAAAGAUAUAGGAGCAUAUAAAACUGGCAAUACUGAUGAUAAAGAAAACUGGGAAGAGUUUGUUGUAAACAAACAUCUUAUAGAUGAAAAAGGUUCAUUUGAUGUUGAAAUAAACUCCAAUUCAAAUGAACGAGAACAUGUGCUAAAGAUAAAAGUCAGCAAGAAGUCACCAGAACAAAUUUUGAUUGCAGAAAUGGAUAAAUAUAUAUACGAUCUCUACAAAACACUUAAAGAUAUAAAUAAACAAUCCAAAAAAGGAAAGAAGACUACUAGAGUGAGACGUGACUUGCAAAACAAAGAUCCUGUUGGUCUUCGUCACAGCUUAGAACUAUCCGAUAAUACCAAAAUCGAUGAUGACUUGGAAACACCUCUACAAGAUUAUAGUUAUUAUUAUGGUAAUGAAGACAUUUUAAGAGAUAAUUUGUUAAACACACCAUCUAAACUUGACAAAUCUGUGCUACAACAGAUAUUCUUCAACGUACUAUAUUCAAAUAAAUAUCUGGAAGACAUAAGCUGGUUUGACAGAAGAAAAAUCAAACCAUUAUUCUUAAAUUAUAUUCAAAGUUUGUCAAAUACAUACUUGUCACCAGAUAUGAAAAUCGACUUGAUAAACCUCCGUAACUAUAUAGCAAUGGGAUAUUUCAAUCAUGUUUAUUAUGGUGUUGAAGAACCAACUGUUCUAGAAGUGAUCAAUGAAUUGAUGACCACUGUUAACAACAUCAUUUUCAAACAUCAGAAUGACCAAGAAAUGAUGCAAGAAAUAAAUGAACAACAUGACAAAAAUGAGAAGACUAUUUUCUUUGUCAUUAAACGAUUUAAAUUAGAUAAGAGUUCAUUGUUUAUAAAAAUUACAUCUAGUUUUAAAGCACAAUAUGUAGUGGAUAUAGAGCUUCUACAUACAUCAGCUGAACCAUUUGCUACUAGGGAUGCUAUAAAUAAAUAUUUUAAACCCACUUUAAAGUUAUUUAAAAGCGCCAAGGAGCCUGUUCAAAAAAUAAAGGAUCAUAUGAAAAAUCUAGUUGAUGUUAAAAAACUUGUUCCGGUGAACUUUGCAGCAGUAAAGAAUCCAGGUAAAUCGCCCAAUAUAAAUAAAACUAAGGAUGCUGAUCUUAAACAAAGGUCAAAAUAUGCAAAUGAGGAUAAGUUGGUUGAAGACUUUAUUGAUGAAAAAUUGUUGGACCUAGAAAGUGACGAAGACGAAGAUAGUUAUUCCUACACUGAAAGCUCCUUUGAAAAUGGAUCAUUUUUGACAACAGGAGAUAUCGUAUAUCGUGACAUAAACGUGAAAAAAAUACUGUCCAAAAUACUGCCGACAAAUACAAUAUUGCACCAGAUUGAUGUGUUUAAGAAAAAACACUUUGGGUCACCUUUAAAUGUGAAAAGAGGAGAAAAUGUUAAUGAUGUUUUAGAAAAAAUGAAGAAGAUCUUGAAAAAACUACGACUGUAUCUGUUAUUCACGAAAAAAAAUUUGGUAGGUAAAGGACAACAUUUGCUGUUUGAGCAAAUUGAUCAGCUUCUUCGACUACAAGAAAGCUAUGCAGACAGUUUAGAAAAUAUCAUUCAACCUGACAAUAAUGACGGAAGUUUGUUCAAAUAUCUACACUUCCGAAAGUCUCCUCAAGACUCCAUACAAAACGAUGCUGAACAGUCACCAGAAAAUCUAGAAGAUCAAGAACAAGUUAAACUUAACGUGAACACACUAGAUCAACUUCUCCAGCUUCAAGGAACUUAUCUGGAUGGUUUAGACGACAAGUUUGAAGCCGUGGCCCUUUUUAAUGAUAAUUCGUUAAAACCUCCAUUCCAAGAAGAGAACAAAGGACCAAAACAAAAUGUGUUGAAGAAUGUACUCUCCAAAUUGCAGCAAAUUAACAAACUGAUGAAACUUCUUAAUGUAGUAAAACAAAAACGAUUUCAGUCACAUUUAAAAGAUGAAGUUAGACACCAUAUUAUUGAUAUGUUCGGAAAUAUGAAGAAAGUUUUAUUUGAACUAAAAACUUAUGUAGGGGGGGACAAAUAUAAGAUAACAUUAUCAGCAAAUGCUGAUAGUGUACAAGACGAACUGCAAGGUAAACCAGAAGCGCUAAAAAGUCAACAAUCAAAUGGAGUUGAUGUAAAUCAAAUAGAUAAACUUCUUCGUCUUCAAGAGAGUUAUGCAGAUAGUUUACAAGGAGUCUUUGAAGCAGAGGGCAUUCAUACCCAAAAUGUAGAUGACGACUUAAAAACAUCGUCCAAAAAUGAGAGCUCUAUUGAAAAACCUUCAGAAAACAAUCUUGACGACACUCCACAAGAUACGGCAGACCAAACAUCAAUGUUAGAUCAACUAAUUGGAGUUCAAGAACGUUAUGUAGAUCGGCUGUACGAUAUGUUUGAGGCAGAACAACAUUAUGUGGAGAAACAUACAAGUGAUUUAGACCAACAAUCUUCAGGUCGUAAAAGAAUACUUUCGACAAGAGAAAAUAUAUUGGAACACAUAAUUCCGCAAGUAAUAUUCAUAAACCAUCAGCUCAAUGAUUUAAGAGACUUAAAACGAAAAGAUCUAGUAUCGCCUGUCAAUGGAAACCAUAUUGAGAUGAUUGUUGACUUAUUGAAAAAUAUGAAAAGUAUUUUAGAAGAACUAAAACAAUUCAUGGGAGCUACAAAAUUCUCGUUCGACUCUCUAUUGAAGGACAAAACUUUGGUAGAUAACCAACAAAGUCUGAAGGAUCAGGAACAAAACCUAUUUGAACUAGAUAAAAUAGAUCAGAUUAUUCGAAUUCAAGUAAGCUACGCAGACAGCUUAGAAGAUCUAAUUAAUGGCGAAAAUCGUCAGAAUGACGACAAUUUGGACGACGAUUUAAAAAAACGUCCUCGAGAAGAAAGCUCUGUUAAACCUAUACCACCAAAUUUGCAAAAUGAAGACAAACUUUGGCGUAACAUUAAAGCAGUAGAUCAACUUCUGACUCUUCAACAGAGUUACUUGGAUAGCUUGGAUGAUGUGUUACAGGACGAAGAACUUGAUAAUGGUAGCGGUAAUGUAAAACAAAUCUCCCCAAACGAAACUACUUCUGACAUAAAAUCUCCAGAAAAAGAUGAACAAAAAACACGAAGUAUGGGAAAUGAACAACCACAUAUGGAUGACCUAAACACGAUAGAUCAAUUUCUACGGCUUCAAGAUAACUAUAACAAGUUAAGUGAUAUAUUUGCAGACGUAGAAUUAAAUAAUGACGAUUUUGAUGAUUUAAAACCAGCACAAAAUGAGAGUUCCACCACACCACCUGUAUCUCCAGUAGAACCACAAAAUAACAAAACAAACAAAUUGUUAGUUAGACCUAAAGUUUUAGUAAAGAACGAAGUGUUAAAACGAAUACAAUAUAUGCUAAAACAAAUAAACCAAUUACUAAUUGAUCCUAAAUCAUAUAAACAAAAAAGAACUAAACUAAGGCCGAAACCUCCAAUAUUAAGAAAUGCCUUUAUACCAGCACAUCAGAGUACUUCGACUUUACAACAUGCUGCUAAGAAAAAAGCACAAAGUGCAGACAAAAAAUCAGAAAAUAACAAAAAAGAUAAGCUCCGUGCAAAUAGCAAUGGCAAUAAAAGGUUAGAACAUGACGCUGGGGGAAAAGCUCAAAAAGAAGAACGUAAAAAAAUUGCAGAUAACAAAAAAUUGAAUCUCACUGUAAAUAGCAAUGAUCUUAAUACUUUGCAACAUGAUGCAGAAAGAAAAAAACAAAGUGCAGGACAUGGAAAAAUUGAAGAUAACAAAAAACUGAAUCUCACUGCAAAUAGCAACGAUCAUAACACUUUGCAACAUGAUGCAGAGAGAAAAAAACAAAGUGAAGAAGCUGGAAAAAUUGGAGAUAACAAAAAAUUUACUCAUCAUUACAGGUCACAACAGGAUGCUGAGACAAAAACACUACGUGCAGAUAACAAAAAAUUGAAGCCUACUGCAAAUAGCAAUGAUAAUAAAACUUUGGACCAUGAUGCUGAGAGAAAAACACAAAAUGAGGAAGAUGAGAAAAAAUUGAGGCUCACUACAAACAGCAAUGACAAUAACACUUUAGAACAUGAUGCAGAGAGAAAAACCCAAAUUGCCGAAGAAGAAAAACUAGAUAAUAUCAAACAAGAUAACUUGAAGCUCACUGCAAAUAACAAUGAUAAUAACACCUUAGAACAUAAUGCCGAGAGAAAGACACAAAGUAGGGAAGAUAAAAAAAUUAAAGAUCACAAAAAAUUGACGCCCCUUACAAACAGCAGUGAUGAUAAUACUUUAGAACAUGACGCAGAGAGAAAAACCCAAACUGCAGAAGAAGAAAAACUAGAUAACGAACAAGAUAACUUGAAGCUCACUGCAAAUAACAAUGAUAAUAACACCUUAGAACAUAAUGCCGAGAGAAAAACACAAAGUAGGGAAGAUGAGAAAAUUGAAGAUGACAAAAAAUUGCCGCUACUUACAAAUAGCAAGGAUGAUAAUACUUUAGAACAGGAUGCUGUCAUAUCUACACCGAUAAAGACUGUCGGUGAUGGGAAACCAGAAAAUCUGAAAAAUGAAGAAUUAGAACGUAGUGAAACAGAAGAAUUUAAGGCAAAUACUACGACUGACAUUUCUCAAAAGGGUGGUGAUGAAAAACAAAAAAAUUUGGAACACAAAGUAUUAGAACAAAAUGAAAUAGACAAAUUUUUACCCGCAGCAAAUACCAGUAACACUAAUACUUUAAACAAAGAUGUACAUGAAACACGACAGAAUUUGGACAACGAAGUAUCAGAACAUAAUGAGAAAGAAAAUACUAAUAAGAGUAACACUUCUAAGAAUGAUUAUGAUGAAAAACAAGAAAAUUUGGAAGACGGACAAUCAGAACUUGAUGAAACAGAUGAUAAUUAUGAUGAUGGAGCACCAGAAGAUUUGGAAGACAAACAUUUAGAACGUGAUGAAAAUGUGGCGAGCACCAAUGACACUAACACUGAUGAAGAUAAAGUAGAAGAUCAAGUUUUGCCGACGUCAUAUAACAACAAAAGAUCGUUCAUAUCGCAUGCGAAUUAUGGGAAAAAUGGCCAAAAUGUAGAAGACCAAAAACUAAAAGAAGAAAAAGAAGAAGGAGAAGACAACAUCAACGAUAACUCCGUACCUACAGCCAGCAAAAAUGAUACUAACACUUUAAAAAAUGAUUUCUCGAAUAACCCACAAAACGACAAAGGAGUAGAAACAAAUGUUAAUGUUACUAAUACGUUAGAAAAUGAUGCUGAAAGACAUUCACAAAAUUUAGAGGACAAAGAACUAGAGGAUAAUAACCAAGAUAAAUUAGUAGUUAAGAAAAACGCAAUUGAGGAAGAAGAAACACCAAGAUCAAGAUCUCUUCCCAGACUGAAAAGUAAAUUUAGAGAAAUACGUAAAAAAAAGAAUAAAAAUAGAAAUGAUAAGUUAAACAAGAAUAAAAACAAUAAAGAUAAAAAAGAAAAAAAGGAUAAAAAGGAUAACAAAGUUAGAAAAGAUAAAAAAGAUAAAGAUAAAGCCAAAAAAACACAUGUAAGGAAAGAAAAACAAAAGAAUUCAGGGAAAGACAAAAUAUCAAAAAAGAAAAAUCGCUUGAUUAUCCCCGUUGAAAAUGAUGCAGACGUAGAUGUUCCGCCCCAGGUAGAGAUAGAAGAUAAUGAUAACCCUUCCUCGCAACUGACAAAUCCAGAAGGUUCGGUAGAUAUCAAAUUGCCGGAUGAGAAUAAUCCAUCAGCAACGAUAGUACCAAAGCCAGAACCCGUAGUAACUCAUACCGAGCCGCCACCACCAAAUGUGAUGCAAGACCUCUCAGUAACUCAUACUGAGCUUCCUCCACCAAAUGUGAUGCAAGACCUCCCAGUAAGUCACACUGAGCCAAAACCACCAAAUGUGAUGCCAGACCUUCCAGUAACUCAUACAGAGCCACCACCUUCAAAUAAGAUGCAAGACCUCCCAGUAACUCAUGCUGAGCUGCCACCUCCAAAUGUGAUGCAAGAAGUGUCAGUAACUCAUGCUGAACCACCACCACCAAAUGUGAUGCAUGACCUCCCACUAACUCAUGCUGAGCUGCCACCUCCAAAUGUGAUGCAAGAAGUGUCAGUAACUCAUGCUGAACCACCACCACCAAAUGUGAUGCAAGACCUCCCACUAACUCAUGCUGAGUCGCCAACUCCAAACGUGAUACACGAUGCCUCAGUAACUCAUACUGAGCCGCCACCACCAAAUCUACUGCAAGAAACUAUGGAAACGCAGAACCCAAAUGAUGCAAUUGAUUUUAAAAUUUUUCGCGAACCAGAAAAUCGGAACAAAUCGACUAGUAUCAGUAACUAGAAUAAGUGUUUUUACUAAGAUAGUAACUUAUUUAAAAAAAUGUAUCACAGUACUCUUUUAUGGUCAUUAAUUGCAGAAAGUUGACAUCAUUUUUGGUCAUUUCAUCUAUAUACGAAAUAAUAUGUAAAAUAAACGAAAUGACUUAGUUUA